Molecule: messenger RNA, 2486 nt
Organism: Anolis carolinensis (green anole)
Lineage: Eukaryota; Metazoa; Chordata; Lepidosauria; Squamata; Anolidae
Gene: spef1
Product: sperm flagellar 1
Exons: 4
Coding region: 115-873 (252 amino acids)
Biological process (GO): regulation of cytoskeleton organization
Cellular component (GO): axoneme
Molecular function (GO): microtubule binding
Source: RefSeq, a predicted model, not a curated record
CCUCGGGGUCUGUGGGGAGGGCGCGGUUGCCAUGGCGGCGGAGGGGAAACAAACAUGGCGGCGCUGGGCCCGGGCUGAGGGAGAGGGCUCGGGAGGAGCGGAGGCCCGGCCGGGAUGGCGGCGGAGGAGCUCGACGAGGAGGGCGCGCUGGAGCUCUACCGCUGGGUGGACGCCAUCCCGCUCUCCCGGCCCAAGAGGAACCUCGCCCGGGACUUCAGCGACGGAGUUCUGGUGGCCGAGGUGGUGAAGUUUUUCUUCCCCAAAAUGGUGGAAAUGCACAAUUAUGCCCCGGCUAAUUCUACCCAGCAGAAGCUCUCCAACUGGGGACAUCUGAACAGGAAGGUUUUGAACAAGCUGAACUUCUCUGUCCCGGAAGACGUGGUCCGGAAGGUGGCCCAGUGCACUCCUGGGGUGGUGGAGCUGGUGCUGAUCCCGCUGAGGCAGAAGAUUGAGGAGAAGCAAAGGCAGCUGAAGAUGUCCUCAAGCUCCUAUCAGAAUUCCUUAGAUGCCCGCAACAGACGGACAGAAAGAAGCAAGAGAAUCAUGGCAAGAGGAAGAACCCACUGCUUUCUCAUCAUCCGCCAGGGACAAAAGGGAAUGAUGCAAUCUUCAUCACAGAAUCCUAGAGUUGGACGAGACCUUGUGGGCCAUCCAGUCCAACCCCAUUCUGCCAAGAAGCAGGAAUAUUGCAUUCAAAGCACCCCCGACAGAUGGCCAUCCAGCCUCUGCUUAAAAGCCUCCAAAGAAGGAGCCUCCACCACACUCCCUCUGGGGCAGAGAGUUCCACUGCUGAACAGCUCUCACAGUGAGGAAGUUCUUCCUGAUGUUCAUGUGGAAUCUCCGUUCCUGCAGUUUGAGGCCAUUGUUUCCUAGUCUCCAGGGCAGCAGAAAGGAAGCCUGCUCCCUCCUCCCUAUGACUUUCCCUCACGUAUUUAUAUAUAGCCCUCAUCAUGACUCCUCCCAGACUUCUCUUCUGCAGGCUAAACAUGCCCAGCUCUUUCAGCCACUCCUCAUAGGGCUUGUUCUCCAGACCCUUGAUCCUUUAACUCUCUCUCCUCUGGACACAUUCCAGCUUAGUCAAUAUCUCCCUUCAAUUGCGGUGCCCAGAAUGGGACACAGGGUGACUCCAGGUAAAGUGGUCUGACCAAGACAGAAUAGAAGAGAGGGGGAGCAGGACUUCCUUGGAUCUAGACACUAGACUCCUAUUGAUGCAGGCCAAAAUCCCAUUGGCUUUCUUUUGCUGCCGCAUCACAUUGUUGGCUCAUGUUCACCCUCCAUGAGGACUCCAUGAUCUUUUUCACACGUCCUGCUGUCAAGCCAGGCAUCGUCCCCCGUUCUGUAUAUUUGCAUUCCAUUUUUUUUCUGUCUAAGUGGAGUCUCUUGCAUCUGUCCCUGUUGAGGUUCACUGUGUUAGUUUUGGCCAAUCAUCUUUCUAAUUGUUAAGAUCAUUUUGAAUUCUGCUCCUGUCAUGCCUGUCACAUGGUCAGGACUCAGCUUCUUCAGCGUGUCCCUUAAGUUACACAUCACCACCCACUUAACCCCUCAACAGGUGUGUGACCACAUGUCCAUUAGAACUGUAUUUUCCACUGGUUUUACACAAUAGGGUUACAGCCAAUGCAUUCCUGACUUAACAAUGCAUUAUCUAUCUAACAAAUUGGUCACAGGGUUAUUAUUCCAGGAGAAGUCUGAGCAAAGUAGAAGAAAUGUAUCAGAAGCAACAGUGCAUAUAAUUUUUAUUUAUUUAUUUACACAAUUUUUACCCCACCUUUCUCCCUGGGGGGACUCAAGGCGGCUUUUAAUAAUCUAACUGUUGCACCCCUAGGCUGCAAAGGCACCUCAAAACCACACUGGAUCCCCAGAAUAAAAGCAAGCAAGCUGUUUAUUGACGGUUAUAUGCAAGCAAUAGCAAAUCAAAGUUCAAAGUCAAUAAAUGGGUUUGAAUCCACAAGAACAAAGUGCUUGAGAAUCUUGACGCAAGAGUCUAUAAAAGGCACUCAAAGAACAUAGUCCAAACUGGAUAUCAAAGCUAGUCCCAAGAAAGGUAUCAAGAAUACUUCAAGCAAGAUCUCAAGGAUUAAUCCAAGGCAUGAGUCAAACUAGAAACACAGGGAGCAAAACUGGAACACAGGAACAAAACUCCAAGUUCAGUCCAAGGUACAGGGUCAGUGCUGGAACAUAAGGCAAGGGUCUUGGCUGGAGCAGAAAACCAAACUGCAAAAUAACUGGAACUUCAACUGGAUACACAGAAAUCGCCAGGAGCUAGAACAAGGCUGAAACCAAAAUCAAGCGACAAAGCUGCAGGAAAUAACAUGGAAUUCACAUGGAGCACGAAGCAGAGAUCUCUGUGUCUUGAAUCAGCAAAGUUAUCACCUCUGAAUCUUUCAGAGAAAGCAGCCCUUCUUAAGGGAAACUCAAGGUCUCUUCCCGUGAGAAGCCUGCUCAUUAUUUCGUUUGAAUAGCAACCGUUUACUUCUUCUCACACACUC